Messenger RNA from Schistosoma intercalatum, 2242 nucleotides. Lineage: Eukaryota; Metazoa; Platyhelminthes; Trematoda; Strigeidida; Schistosomatidae. The record is from the annotation of a GenBank genome assembly.
CAUUUUUAAAAGCAUAGAAACCCUUAUCAUGAGCGAACUAAUACGACUAAUCAUUCAAAAGCUGAAUGACGAGCCAUUUAACAGGAGUUUUAACCUAAUAUCUUUCGAUUCGCUAGAACCUGUCCGUCUUCUACAGGUUCUGAAUGAUGUUCUUAGUGAAAUAGAUAAUAAACAUAAAAUCGAUAUCAGGGAGGAGCCUCCUGAUAAGAUGGCUGUUAGAAUGUUUGAAGCUUUUAGGGUAUUUAGGUAUAAAUUACCAACCGAUCCAGAAAAGCUGAGCUUAUUUCGCCAGGGUUUAGUGACUGGAGAUAAAAUUAUCAUAUACCCUCUUUUGGAGUGGCUUCUCACUAGAAUGCCUGAGUUGAAAAAGCGUGCAUAUUUAGCCCAAUAUCUUGUUAAAGUCAGUAUUCCCGUGGAUUUUAUGCAGGAUGAGGAAAUAGCAGGACUUUAUCAACAAUAUGAAAACUCGAUUGAAAACUUCAAAGAAUCUCAUAAAAAGUUUGAAAGCGUUAAAAAUGGCGGACUUACGACUGCAGAAGUGAAGAAAGAUAUUUCGGCGAUGCAAGAGGAAAAGGACCAGUUACUCAGACGAGUAGAAAGAAUGAAAAAGAAGCUGGAAGCUUUUCCUACCAGUAAUACAAUGCUAGAAAUGGCGAAAAAGUUGCGGCUAGAGCGAGAAAAGGAGACCAAAAUAUCUAAACAAAUGAGAGAACAGAAGUCACUAAUUGCGAAUACAGAUCAACGUAUUCAAAUCACUCAACAACAACUUAAAGAAUUAAGAAAAACUACAACUAAUUCGACAGCAACAGCAUUAAUACAACGUGUUGAGGAAGAAACAAAAGUUAAUCAAUAUAUGCUAUCUGAAAAAUUGCCUAAAGAAUUAUUAAAUAUAAAGACCUAUAUUGAAAAUGUAACAAAAGUUGUUUCACAACCAGCUAUGAAUCAAUCAUUUCUUGAUCAACUUAAUCAACAACUACGUGAUGCAAAUUCUGAAUUAAAUGAACUAAUAGAAAAACGUAUGAUUUCAAAUGAACCAUUUGAUGAUAAAAUUUCAUUAUUUCGUCAGCAAGCUGCUAUUGUAAGACGUAAAAAAUUAGCAGCAGCUGAAACAUUAACAACAACACGUGAUAGACUAUCUGAAUUGAAUAAUCAUCUUGAAGAAAUGAAAAAUCAAUUGGGUGUAUCAACAACUAUUGAUCAGAAUGGAGAAGAUGGCAAUGGGAUUACAAUAAAUAAGGCGUUAGAUCUGUCCUGUUUAAAGACUGAUGAAUUUCAACGAUAUGUUGCAAAACUUCGUAGUAAAAACACAAUAUAUAAGCAAAAACGUGCUCAAUUAAGUGAGUUACGCGCAGAAAAAGGAAUACUGUCGAGAACUGUUGAAAUAUUACGUAAUGAAGAGAAUGAAAUGAAAACAUUAUUGGCUAAUGCAGAGUCUGAACAUGGUACCAUUGGUUGCUGGGACACUCAAACAAAUUUAGGCAAAAUUUCUGAAGAAAUGUCACUGUCAAAUGAACUAAAAGGUACUACAUUAGAAGAGAUGUCAAAAAUUAUUCAACAAUUAAAUAAUCGAAUCAAUACUAAACGUACACAACUAGCUCCAAUCAUCCGAGAACUUCGACAAUUAAGACAAAGAGCUCAGGAACUUGGUCAAAUACAUGUUGAGAAAAAAUCCGCUUAUGAUGCAUUAACAGCUAGUCAAGAAUCUCAAUCUAUUCGUUUAGAACAAGAAGUACGUACAAUACGUGAAGCGGAAAAAAAUGAAGAAUCAAAAUUUCAUUAUUUAACUGCCAAUCUAGAACUAUUACAUAUUCAACAAAAUCGUUUACAAAAUGAAAUACGUGGUUAUGUAACUAAUAGUAGUCAUGUUGCUUUAUCACCUAAUAAAACUGAAAGUACAAAUGAAACUAUGGAGAAAAGAAAAAGUUACAGAGAAAUUUAUACACGUAAAAUAGCUGAACAAGAAGCUUUAACUAAAACAUUAAAACAAGAACAGAAAUCUUUAUUAGAAAAUGAAAAAUUUGGUUUAAAACAAGUGAAUUUAUGGAAAAAUUUAUUACAAUUAUUAGAAAUUAAAAAAAUCACUAAAGAAUUUAAUGAAGAACGUGAAAAAGCCGGUGGUGAUUAUGCAAAUGUUACUAAAAUUGAAAAAGAUAGAAUGUUAUUAUGAUAAAAAGUGCAAAAAAAACAGUAUUGACAAUUGUAAAUAACUUGUUUUUAAAUAAGUAAAAGUAUUAUUUACUUA